This is a messenger RNA of Oryzias melastigma (Indian medaka), 903 nucleotides long. RefSeq lists its product as uncharacterized. The record is from RefSeq and is a predicted model, not a curated record. Gene Ontology annotation, molecular function: zinc ion binding; DNA binding. Lineage: Eukaryota; Metazoa; Chordata; Actinopteri; Beloniformes; Adrianichthyidae. The coding region runs from base 191 to 838 and encodes 215 amino acids. The transcript is spliced from 6 exons.
CUUCUGUGGCUCCUCUCCCCGAUGACGUCAUGGUUCUUGUUCCGAAUGUCGCGAGCUCGCUCAGGGGCCGAGGCCGCGCGCUGGGUUGAGAACAACUUCUAGAAAUCUGAAGUCCAAGGUCGUUGACAGUCCUCGGUACCUUCACAUUCAGGAAUAUCCUCUCCCAUUCCCCUUGCCCCUCUGUCAGAGCAUGGCUCAGGAGACCAAUCAGACGCAAGUGCCAAUGCUUUGUACUAUGGGAUGUGGUUUCUACGGUAACCCUCGCACCAAUGGCAUGUGCUCUGUCUGCUACAAGGAACAUCUGCAGAGACAACAGGGAGGAGGACGAUCCAGUCCCCCAGCAGAGAAAGCGGCCACAUCACCCUCAAGAGCAGCUGUUGUUCCUGCGGAGGGAACGACCUCAGAGCUCACAACAGAAGUACAAGCAUCUCCACCUGAAGAACAAACUACCAGUCCUAGUUCUCCAAGCCCAGUAACUCAGCAGAUGACAGCGAUGAGCAUUUCCCAGGAGUCUGGAGCUGUAGAAGCAGAUCAAGCAGAAACGGAGGAGGGAGACGAUGAAGACACCUCCAACAGCACAGAACCAGCCAGUGAAGCAGCACAAGCCUCUUCAGACGGCGAACAAACUCCGGACAAAAACAAGAAAAAGAACCGCUGCUUCUCCUGCAGAAAAAAAGUGGGCCUUACCGGUUUCGACUGUCGCUGUGGCAACCUGUUCUGUGCCAUCCACCGCUACUCGGACAAACACGACUGUCCCUACGACUACCGGAGCGCAGCGGCCGCGCGCAUACGCAAAGAGAACCCCAUCGUGGUGGCCGAGAAGAUCCAGAAGUUAUGAGGACGAAUGUCUGAAUAAAAGCCUCCGGAGUUGAACUGUGGCGACCUGGACGGAAACACCUGAAA